Molecule: messenger RNA, 2081 nt
Organism: Trichoderma harzianum CBS 226.95
Lineage: Eukaryota; Fungi; Ascomycota; Sordariomycetes; Hypocreales; Hypocreaceae
Exons: 1
Coding region: 372-1988 (538 amino acids)
Molecular function (GO): protein binding
Source: RefSeq, a predicted model, not a curated record
UGGCUGGCUCUAAUAAUGAAAGUGCCAGGAAGAACGGUACAGUAAGAAAUGAUGGCAUCUCGCUGCGCAUACGAGUACAGCAUAGAGAGCAGAGCAGCUUUUGCCACGCAACAUCUGCCUGGCAGGCAGCCCAGGAUAUCUCGAGCUGUCACAAAAUACACCACGCACGCGACAAGGGUGGAGGCCGGCGUGGGGCUGCAACUGGUAGCGCUGCAAGUUAUUUACGCCUAGCCCCCUCUGAACGCGUUGGUCGCGUUUCUACCGCUGUCACGUCGUUAUAUUCCGGCUUUUGAAAGGCAGGAAUUCCAAUUACACGUUUCAGGUAGAUUCCAUGUUUGUUUGGCACGUCUGUGUCUGUGCUUGUCUGUCAAAUGUCGGAAGAGCCGUCGUUGCCUCGACUGCCUGCGGUCUCGUGGGAUGAACAAUCUCAGAGCUUUUCCAACCAGCCCCGCAAGCGUCACCGUAUUAGUUCGCGGCAAGGGAAUCCCUCGUCGCCCUUGAAUUUCAAUUCCAGCGACCCAGCUGUCUUUUCUAGUGACGAUGACCCGGGGCUUGACAAUUAUGUCGAAGGGAGGCACAAGAGACGCUACGUUGGAUCGUGGUUCCAACAACAGCUUGAAUCGCCAGAUGCCGCCUCCACCGAGGAUGUCACCCUUGCUCCCAUCCAGACAAAGCGCUACUUGAAGAGGGACUUUGACAGUGGUGUCUUUCUAGGGAGCGAUGCCACCGAUGGCGAAGACUUUGUGGAGGGCUUGGACCUCCCAGCAUUGCCAAGGUUGCCACAGUUGGGAGCCCGGGCGGUGCCUCAACUGUCUCAGGCAGAAGUAGGCGCCCGGCGCAAGAUUCAAGAGUGUCUAGACUCCGGCAAUGAAACCGUGGAUCUCAUGUCCAUGGGCUUGGAGGUGUUGUCGGAUGAUACCGUCAACCGCCUCAGUCAAAUUGCUUGCAUCCCCAUUGUGGCCAAGGAUGUUGCGUUUGUGCAGAGGGAGCCGGAGCUGAAGCUGUUCAUGGCAUCGAACAGCUUGACACGACUACCUGGCUCACUUUUCGAUAUCAAUCACCUCACAGUGCUAAGUCUUCGUGGAAACCAGCUCACAGAGCUUCCCUCGGCAAUCUCGAAGCUGAGCAACCUGAGGCAACUCAACAUAUCGCAGAACCGAUUUAAGUAUCUGCCCGCUGAGUUUCUCGAUUUAUUCAAAGUCGGAGGGAAAUUCCGUGACUUAUCCCUCUUUGUCAAUCCGUUCAUACAGCCAGAGCAGGCCGCUCCACCUGACGGGGAGAAUGGUGGCCAGGGUAUUAUCUUACAACCGGCACCAUACGCUUCAAUCAGAUACAAAUGGUUGUUCGAUGAUGAACAAGUGCCACGAUAUUUGACUCGAUGGCUCGGCCGAUCUCCGCUGCAGAUUUCUGACUCCAAUGGCCAAAUUCUCUCAGACUUCCGUCUCCCAUCAAGGGAGGAAUCUUCGAUAACACACCUGCCAGUCGCAGUAGGCAGUGAUCAGUUUGGUCUACCUGCGUCCGUUUCCUCACAAACCUCAAUGAAAGUGACGGCGCGGCCUAGCGUUGUGCCUAGCUUGGUCGAACUGGCGCUGCAAAGCUGCUAUCAUAGCAGCCAGCUUCGUGAACUCGAUUCGUACAUUCCAGACGGGCUCUCACACCUUCAGAAGCUGCUGCAGCGUGCCUCUUCGCAGAGAGACAACGGCGGGGUGAAUUGUUCAACUUGCGGGAAGACGCUCGUGGUGCCUCGACUUGAGUGGAUUGAGUGGCGAGAGAUAUGUAGGGGCACCGUCCUUCCCCUACCUGAUCGCGGCACCACGAAUGUCAUUACGAGACCAUUCACCAAGGACGAGACGGAGAUGGCAGUGCCUUUUCUUUAUCGGGCAUGUUCUUGGCGCUGUGGACCCAAGGAUUCGGAGAAGAACAAGUGGUGGUCUCUGGGGCUUGUUAAACCGGUGGAAGAAGCUGGUUCACGAGCGAGCAGGUCGUGAGUGAGAAAUUGUGAGAUGUACCGAGCUCUUAUAUAACAUUGCAUGGGCGUUUUUGAUGGAGAUUUUUGGUUAUUUUCUGGCAUCGCAUGGGCG